Closterium sp. Yama58-4 is the source of this 11715-nucleotide messenger RNA. The record is from the annotation of a GenBank genome assembly. NCBI's taxonomy places the organism in Eukaryota, Viridiplantae, Streptophyta, Zygnematophyceae, Desmidiales, Closteriaceae.
AUGGCUCCCUUAUUGUCGAGCCGCUCCAAAUCACCACGAUCCCAAGGUUCCCUACCAACGUUUCUGCUAGCAACGGCGGAGGAAGCAUCCGGUCUUGAGUCAUUACUCCUGCACUUUCAGGAUCCGCUUUCCAUGAAGCCUUCAAGCCUUCGUUGCAAGCACACUCAUUUGCAAGGCUCCUUUGACGGCAUUAUCAGGGAUAAGGAAUUUUCUAAUGCUGGAGACAUCAUCACACCAGGACCACCUCCAUCGUCCUGUCAUCCGCAUACUUCAUCUCUGUCAGGCGCGGGUGUUCAUCCUUCUUCAGUAAAUAUUACGGGUGUUGUCAAACCUUACUCGUCGGAGAACCAUGGACGUCAUGUGAAUCACGCAAGGCGGAAGGCAAUUCUAAGGGGAAAUGGUCGUGCUGGCUUUCUCGUGGUUGCCAAUGACCGUGAUGAGGAGCGAAACAUGGCUACAGAAGCUAUAUGCUUCUCCGAGUCAUCACCUAAACAAGGACCUUCACUUCCUCUCUUCAAAAGCAGCCAGUUGUCUGACACGUGGCUUAAUUCCGGGGGACUGCAGAAAGACGACCUCCUUCAGCCAGGAGGGGAAAUGAUUGCAGAUGGAAGAAAGGUCCAAUCUCAGCAGCAGGAGAACAACUGGCAGUAUUGUGGUCAUUCGUUGCUUCCUUACUCAAAGCAUCACCAACCCUCUGGUUGGCCUGCAAGUAAUUUCCCUUCGAAUGAGAGCUCGUCCUCCCAACCUCAUGAGCAUACAGCACAGGAUAUGUUGUCCUGCACUGCUUCCCUUGACUCUGCUCAACUUGCUGCUCAAGGAAAGUCCCUUUUUCAUUUUUUAGAAGACAAAUCUGCUGCUUAUGCUGGAAUGGGAAUCAGCCUCCCCGAGCACCAGGAGCAGGCAGCACCACAGAAUGGUGCACAGCUGGCAUUGGAGCGAGUUAGCUCGGCCCCUGUUCCAAUUCUUCAAGAAGGCUUCCACGGACAUGCUUUUGAGGAAUUCGACGAUGGGUUUGCUGCAGGUUUAUGGUCCAGCCAUCCUCAGCAGGGAAUCCUAAUGGAUUAUAUGCAGGUUGAUGGGAGUCAGAAUGAAGCUGCUGCGCUACCUGGGUCCAGCUAUAUGGCUAUGGUGACAGGGGAAAAGGACAUUCUGGACGCUGAUACUACUCAUUUGGGAGCGCAAUUACCGCCGUCUGAUGGCAAGAGCAGUGUUGUUGCUGGAGGUGGUGGUGAUGAUGAGGACCCGAAGAAGACUGAAGCGGAGCCUGAAGCCAAGUCUGUACCGAAUAUGUCGUUUAUUCUUGAGGCUGCGCAAGAGUUACUGAUGGAGGUCUGCCGUUGCCCGACACCAACUCGCAAGUGGAGACGAAGGCACGAUGGCAGCAGCUUCGGAGAUGGUACCGGUCAAAGGCCAUCACCAGUGUCCUCGUCUGUCUGUGGUGCGAGUGGACAAGGACAGCUGCAGACUAUCCCUAUCGGUGGUACAAGAGAGCAGGCACAAAGGCUUCGAUCCCUCCUUGUGGAUGUGGAGAAGUCAUAUGGAAAGUACAAGGAACAGAAUACAGCCUUAGCUGCUGCAUUUGAUGCUGCCACUGGAACAGAAGUCAAACCUUUGAACUCUACACGUGCUCCCUCAAGAUUCAAUUUUGCCUUGGCCAUGGCGGUCGGUGGCAAUAAAAGUGGUUCUGGGGGUACCACUCGCCUCGACCGGCUUCUCAUUCUUCUUGAUACUGGAGAAGCGGCCACGACUCGCGACACAGCCGCGCGUCAAAUUGGAGAGUUAGCCAGCCUCCACAGAGCAGAUUUGCAUCCUCUCAUUCGGCGUGUGAAGAGGUUGCUGAAGAGCAGCAAGUGGGACACGCGUGUGGCUGCAGCCAAGGCGUUAGGGUACAUAGCUCGGAACACUCCACAUGCCACGGUGCAGGAACUGCAGAUUGCUGCUGCUACUGUAUCUGGUGAAGAUGGAGCAAUAGCAGCACGGACUGACACUGCUUCUGCAACCCCUGAUGGCGAAAGUGCUGCACCAGCUGCUGCAGGAACUGCAGCAGGAACUUCUGCUGCUGGUGGUGGCUUGCGCUUCGAGGGCUUUGACAUUGGUCGUGUGUUGGACAAUGGGGCACCACUUGUGGCAUCAGCUGGCAAGGAAUAUGAUAUUGCAGCAGUUGGGCGAGGGGGGAAGGAGGCGAUUGCCAAGCAAAAGAAAUCCUUACGACGGAGACUAGGUCUAGACGAGUGUGAGCGAUUCAUGGAUGUAAGCGAUAUUAUCAGAGACGAGGAUCUGGAAGCACCGGCGCAAACAGCAGCACCACCAGCAACAGGUUCAUCAAACCCUGCUCCAGCAGCUGACGGCAAGCAGAAGCAGAGGCGAGAAGCUACGGCAGGAAUAAAGCGUGGAGCGCAGGAUCUAAUGGCUGAGAUGCUGCCAAGUGGCACCGGUCCGGGGCCCUUCAAAGCGCCCUCUUUCACUAUUUGUUUUACCCCUCCUUUCCACCGCUCCUGCCUGCCACCCGCCCAUCAGAUCACAGUAGAGCAGGUAACAGCAGAGGGGGAUGACUGGGAGGAAGAGGAGGAGGAGGAGGGGGAAUGGCCCUUGCAGGCGCUUUGUGAACGACUGCUCACAGACAUGUUUCACCCAGUGUGGGAGGUACGUCACGGCAGUAUUCUUGCCCUCAGGGAGGUUAUGUCCGCGCAUGGGAACAGUGCUGCAGUCUGCCGCCCAAUUGUUCCUUCUAAGUGGACCAGUGCCAACGGGAAGGAGGAGAGGGAAGAUGGGAAGGGGAAGAUGGAGCUACAAAUGGUGAAGGAGGGCGAUGAUGGCAAAAGUGUGCCAGAAAAGAGGGAGCUGGAUGUGGCUUUGGUCAAGGCGCCGAUGGUGAGGUCGGAAAAGGAGGAAGAAGGGGUUAACGAGGAAAUGGAGGGGGUGAAUCAUCAGGGUACUGAAAAAGAAGAAUGUGGGGAGUUAGGAUUGGGGGGCGUGAAGCGGGAAGUAGGACAAAAAGAGUUUUUGGGUAAGCGAAUGGUAGCAGUGAAGAGGGAGAUUGAGGCGGAUACUUGUCCAAAGGCAGAGGUGAAAGAGGAGGCAAUAUUUGAAGAGGACAGUACUAAAAGGAGCGCAAAGGAGGAAGUGAAAGUAGAGGAUGCGAUGGAAGUAAUGGAGGGGCGGCUGGAGGGAGUAAAGAGGGAAGCGAAGGCAGAGACGAUGAAAGUGAGUGGAGGCUGGCUAGGCCUCUCCAUGGGCUCUGAGACGUCUCAAGGAAAGCUUGCCGCUACUGUUGGAGUGUGUGUGAAGGAGGAAGCAGGAGAAGGGGACAGGAAGGGGGAGGAGGAUAACGGAGCUGAACGAUCUGGAUUUGACUUGAACGAGUUGAUGGUCUGUAAAGUGGAGGACACUGAAGCGAGUGUAACGAAUCAAGAGGGCGUCUCUAACCAGAAUUCUGGAGGGAGGGCGCGUAUGGGCUUGGACUUACAUCUUUCUGAUGGCAUGCAAUCAGAAGAGAUGGGAGAGGGGUCGGUACGAAAUUUGGGGAAUGAAGGGAGUAUUAAGGGGAGUAAGGUAGAAGCCAACACGGAUGGGAGUGAAGAGAAGAGCAAGCGUGAGGGAAGUGAGAAAGCUGUAGGAAAGGGGUUGGACUUGAACAUGGAAGUUUUCGAGGAAGCAAAUGAGGGGAAACCUGUGGAUGAGGGGGAAGUGGCAGAGGAGAAGAAUGGAAAAGAGAAGGAGUGUGCGCUGGUGGUGGCACAACCUGUGAGGACGGCGGAGAAAGGUGCAAUCCCGACAAUGGAAUCUGCUCGGAAGGCACAGUUAGCUAUAGAAGCUGUCAGGAAGGCACAAGCGGAUAACGAGCUGUUUUUGGAGGACUGUGCCAUUCGGCUGCUGUGCAUCUUCGCUUUGGACAGGUUGGAAGACUUUGUGUCGGACCAGGUGGUGGCACCUGUGCGGGAGGCUUGUGGGCAGGCGCUGGGAGUGGUGCUCAAGUACCUGCCCUCCAGGGCUGUUGCACACACACUUGAUGUGCUGCUGCACAUGCAGAACCGAUCAGAGUGGGAAGUGCGACACGGUGCCCUGCUUGGCAUCAAGUACCUUAUAGCAGUGCGCCAGGAGCUACUGCCCUCCCUGCUGCCCUCGCUCCUCCCUGCCUGCAUCCGCGCACUGCAAGACUCUGAUGAUGAUGUGCGAGCUGUGGCAGCAGAGGCGCUGCUGCCGGCUGCUAAGUCCGUGGGGGAGGGCGUGGACGAAAGUGAAUUAAGGCAGCUGAUGCGGCUGCUGUGGGGGAUAUUAUCCGGACUUGAUGACCUCAGCCCGUCCACUAGCAGCGUCAUGACCCUCCUUGCUGAGCUGCUUGCCCUUCCUCGAGUUGCAGCCCUCUGGUCCGUUUCUCCACCUGCUGGUGCUUCAGCUGAUGCUAAGCCUGCUGUCGGUAUGGCUGCUGCUGCUUCUUCUGUUGGACAUGGGAAGGACGAUGAGGAGUUGGGGGAAGAUGAUGACCUAGACGACGAGGAAGAGGAGGAGAAUACAGUUUUAGAUGGGAGUCGGCCAAAGCGCAGCAAAGAUGCUGCUGCCGUCGCUGCUGCUGUUGGUGCUGGAAAGGACUCUUUGCCGCCCUUAGUGGUUCUCGUCCGUCGAUUAUGGCCGUUGAUGCGUCACACCAUCUCUGCUGUCCGACUUGCUGCUGUUUCCACUCUCGAGAGGCUCCUCCAGUCUCAUGGCACCUCGUCAGCAUCACCCUGGGUGGCCGACGUUUUACAGGACGCUCUUGCAUGUAUUCUCCGCAAUCUGAUUCUGGAGACUCACCCCAUGGCCCUCGCUGUCUCUCGCCGUGUCUGGCCUCUGCUCUUGCGACAGGUACCCCCCUCCAAGGUUGCAUCCCUCACCCGCCCCUUCAUUCACCACUGGUGCCAGCUCAUCGCCACACCACCUGAAGGUGCUGGAAGUUCUGCCGCUACUGGGAGUGCGAUGGGAAGCGGUGGUAGUGGGGUGGAGGUGGUAGGGGCGGAUGGGGAGAGCGCAGCUGUGCGUAUGAGAGUGGACACAAGUCAAGCCAUGGGGUUGCUUCUCUCCUUCUGGCCUGUUGACCAGCUAGAAGGCGGAGUCGCUCCGUUGGUAUCUCUUCUGGGGUCCGUGGCUGCCACACAGAAGCAGGUUGGUGCUUUGAUCGUUGCUGCUUGGUUCAGGGAGCUUGAGACACGGGAGGUGGGAGAACUGAAGGAGGAUAAAUCGGACAAGCAGGGAUCGUUGCAAAAGCCGAAUCAACAGCAGCAGCAUGCGUCUGCCCUUGGCUCUCUCCCAGGUCUCUCUUCGGUACAAUCAUCCCCCCCUGUUGCAAAACUGCUAACCCAUUUGAUGGCUCUCCUCUCUUCUCCUGAUGCUGGCCAAAGCUACGAAGAGCUCUCACGAACCUACAACAAGCUCCGAGCCGAAGCUAGUGCUUUGAUCAGCCAUGCCAAAGCUGUAGGGUUAGCACCAGACACGAUUAGUUCGGCGCUUACACGAGCCGGCUGUGCUGGCUCGGCAGUUGCUUUAGAUAGCAGUAAAGCAGAAGAAGCGAGAGGAACGGAAGGAACGAAAGGAGCAGUUGUGGAAGGACGAGGAGGGGAGGAGACUCAAUUUGCCAGACUGAGUCCUGAGGGUGCGCUAGAACUGGCAGGGGCUUUGGCUGGGCUGGCUGGGACAGAGACAGGGGAGGUGGAGAACAGGGAUGCACCUGGUGGUGUGGCUGGUGGAGCUGUUGGAGGGAGAGGUGAAGGAGUUGGAAGGGGAAGAGGAAGAGGAAGAGGCAGGGGAAGGGGAGGAAGUGAGGGAGGGAGAGGGGCUGAGAGGCAACAGGAGCCGCAGCAACAGCAAGGCAUGGGCGAUCUGAUGGAAGGCUGCAGGCGGAGAUUGCUGUCCACUGCCACUUACCUUAAAACUGUUCAGGCCAACAUGCACACAUCCGUCACAGCAACUGUGGCGGCAGCAGCAGUGCGAGUUGCCCCAAGUUUGCCGGCCAAGCUGAACCCCAUCAUACAACCACUCAUGGCUGCACUUAAGCGAGAAAGGGAGGAGCUUCUGCAGCAGUGUGUAGCGAGCGGCCUCGCAACCGUGAUUCUGCGCUCCUUGGACCGCCGUCCUUCCCCCAACGACAGGCUUCUCAAGAAUCUAUCUACACUCGCCUGCUCCGACCCCUCUCAGUGCCCACCACCCUCUGAUGCCAAUCGGGAGGCGGAUGACCCCUUGGAUCCCACCCUCGCUAUGCCUGCUGCGGCUGGAGCAGGGGGACCAGCUGCAAAAGGAGCAGCUGGUGUGACUGUAAAAGGGGACGGGGCAGCGGGGUCGCUGGAAGCCAUGAUUGGCCGCAGAGGAGCCGAGCUGUCUUUUAGAGCCUUGGCAGACAGCCUUGGCCCAGACCUUAUUACGAAGCUGCCGAAGCUGUGGGGUCUCCUCACUGAGGUCUGGAAGCCCGGAGAGUCAGAGGGAGGUGGUAGCACAGGGAAGUGCGAUGAGGGAGAACUUUUCAAAGCAGAUCCACUGGCACUAGUCAACACCUUUCAACUUAUCCGGUGCCUAGCCCCUGUCCUCCACACAUCUCUAAUCCCACAACUGCUCCUCCUCCUUCUCCCUGUUCUCUGUUGCACUCGCCAUCCCCAUGCUGCCGUCCGUUUCGCCUCAGCCCAAUGUCUGGCAGCCCUUGUGUCGCUCCCUUCAGCAGAGCAAACUGUUCUCUCCGCCAUUCUCACUCAUGUCAUUCCCCAGCUCACCAACACACUCUCCGAACCUGCCCGUCGUGGUGCAGCAAGUGUUGUUUCCUCAUUAGUCAACACCCAAGGCGAGAUGCUAGCACCAUACGCUGCACUCCUAGUCGUUCCCCUUCUAGCGCGGAUGUCUGACCCUAGUCCGCAGGUGCGGCAGCUGGUCACACAGAGCUUUGCCAGGCUCGUGCCUCUACUGCCGCUGGCUCGAGGGCUGCCCCUACCAGCGUUUUUGGACAAGGAAGGAGCGAGGAAGGCCCGGGAGGAUGCAAGGUUCCUGGAGCAGCUACUGGAUAAUCGCAAGGCGGAUGAUUACCAGCUGCAAGUGAAGCUGUCGGUGACUCUGAGAAGGUACCAGCAGGAGGGUGUGAACUGGUUGGCCUUUCUGCGCCGCUUCCACCUGCAUGGGGUGCUGUGCGAUGACAUGGGACUGGGCAAGACCCUCCAGGCCUCCUCCAUGCUCGCCUCAGACACAAUCGAACGCCAAGCUGCUGCCCGUGCAGCUGCUAGCGGGGCGACCACUGCUGCUGAGCGUGCUGCGCCGGGUGCUUCUGGAUUCGGAGUUGCGCCCACGCCUCAACUCCCGUCUCUCAUCGUUUGCCCACCUACGCUUGUCGCUCACUGGGUCUAUGAGAUCGAGAAGUACAUUCCUCCUGGGAUCCUCUUCCCACUGCAAUACGCAGGCAGUGUUGCCGACCGCCAGAGGAUGCGGGGGCAGCUGAGAAAGCACAACCUGGUGGUCACCUCAUACGAGGUGUUACGGAGCGACAUUGAUGAGCUGGCAGCCAUCACGUGGCGGUACUGUGUGCUGGACGAGGGGCAUCUGAUCAAGGGCGCUAAGACGCGGCUGUCGCAGGCGGUGAGGCGGAUCAAGGCGGAGCAUCGGUUGCUGCUGACAGGCACUCCCAUUCAGAACAACGUCCUGGAGCUCUGGGCGCUCUUUGACUUCCUCAUGCCAGGAUUCCUAGGCACUGAGAAACAGUUCCAGGCGCGGUAUGGCAAGCCCCUACAGGCUGCACGAGACCCCAAGUGCACUGCCAAGCAGGCAGAGGCAGGCGCUCUGGCCAUGGAGGCCCUUCACCGCCAGGUGAUGCCGUUCAUUCUGCGCCGCACCAAGGAGCAGGUGCUCUCAGACCUGCCGCCCAAAAUCAUCACCGACAGAUACUGCCAGCUCAGCACGCUCCAGCGACUACUGUAUGCUGACUUCUCAAAGUCCCAUGUGUCAGAGGAGGUGGUGACAGCAGUAACGGCGGCAGGCGGGGGAGCAGAGGGAGGGGGUGCGGAGCAAGCUUCAACCCAUGUGUUCCAAGCGCUGCAGUAUUUGAGGAAGCUGUGCAGCCAUCCGCUACUGGUGCUCGACCCUUCCCAUCCCCGCCAUGCAGCUGCUCUCGCAGCAGUAGGGGCCACAGGGACGGCAGCAGAAGCCGGGCAGAGAGGAGGCAGCAGCAGUGGUGCUGGGAGCAGCGGAGGGGAUGGCAUUGGCGACUCAUUCCUUGAUAUUGUGGAGGAGGACCUCUUCAAGAAACACAUGCCUGGUGUGUCCUAUUUGCGCAUUGACGGCUCGGUGGAGCCGUCGUGUCGUUUUGACAUAGUCAAGGCCUUCAACUCCGAUCCAACGAUUGAUGUGCUGCUCCUCACAACCCAUGUCGGUGGCUUGGGGCUGAACCUAACAGCAGCAGACACAGUGGUGUUCUUGGAGCAUGACUGGAACCCCAUGCGGGAUCUGCAGGCCAUGGAUCGAGCGCAUCGCCUGGGCCAGAGGCGGACGGUGAACGUGCACAGAGUGAUAAUGGCGGGCACGCUGGAGGAGAAGGUCAUGGGGCUGCAGCGCUUCAAGCUCUCCAUAGCCAACGCGGUGGUCAAUGCUGACAACGCCAGCCUCAAAUCGAUGGACACAUCGCAGCUCUUAGACCUCUUCAACGCUGGCCCCCCUGCUGCUAGUGCCAGUGCUAAGAAACCAGCAGACUCAUCCUCAGAUGCAGCUGUGGCAGCAGCUGGAGGAGGAAAGGGACUGAAGGCUGUGCUUACAGGCUUGGAAGAUCUCUGGGAUGAGUCGCACAUGAAGACGAUCCUAGCGUCCGAGACGAUGGACAUUCCUAAGGACGUGAAGCUGGAGAUUAAGGCAAAGAAGGUCCGCGUGACUGGGCCACGUGGCAAGCUGUUUAGGGACUUCCGUCACCUCAACCUCGAUUUCCAAAUCAUCGAGGACGGGACGAAACUCAAGGUCGAUGCGUGGUUCGGCACGCGCAAGACGAUGGCGUCGAUUAGAACGGCCAUCAGCCACGUGCAGAAUCUGAUCAAGGGCGUGACGGUGGGCUUCAAGUACAAGAUGCGCCUGGUGUACGCUCACUUCCCCAUCAACUCGAGCAUCAGCAGCUCCGCCGACAGCAUCGAGAUCCGAAACUUCCUGGGCGAGAAGAAGGUGCGCAAGGUGGCGAUGCUGGAGGGCGUGACGAUAACGCGGUCGGAGAAGGUGAAGGACGAGCUCAUCCUCGAGGGCAACGACAUCGAGCUCGUCAGCCGCUCCGCCGCGCUCAUCAACCAGAUAUGCCAUGUGAAGAAGAAGGACAUUCGGAAGUUCCUGGACGGCAUCUAUGUGAGCGAGAAGGGCAACCCGAGCGCGAUGGCGGCUGCUCGCAUCGCCGUGCUGACGGCGGUGUUUUCGCGGAAGCUGAGCGCGCAGGUGGACAAGGCGGUGCCGUGCGACGUGCGCGACGCGCUGCUCGUGGACGCGCGCGCCAAUGAGCAGCCACCGCCGGACAGCACCGCCGCGUGCUCGUCGCGAGCGAUGCACGUCGGCGCCAAAGCCAUGCCUCACCCUCGCGUGGUUCUGCCGCGGCCGUCGUCGUCCCUUGCGGCGGUCUGCAAGACGGACGCGCGCGCCAUAGUGGCCACGCUGGGAACCCCCGCCGCUGGCGGCAUGCGCGAGGCGCACCACGCUUUGCAGGCGAAUGGAGCCGCUCACUUACCUCCUCCAAACGGCGUCACGCCUCUCUCGCACGAGCCAAACGGCGCGUCGAGCCGGGUCGCGCAGCGCGAGCGGUGGACGAAGCACAAGAGCCGGCAGACGCCGCGGCAGGCGGCGUGGACGGCGGAGCAGGUGCGCGAGAGGGAGCGGCGGAUCGUGGAGGAGGUGGCGCGCGUGCCGGAGGGGCGGAGCGUGGCGGCCGUGCUGGACGCGUGGGCGGGGCGCACGACGCGCGUGGAGAUGUCGAGCGUCGUGAAGGAGCUCGGCGCGCAGCGCAAGGCGCGGCGGGCGCUGGAGGUGUUCGAGUGGAUGGACGCGCAGCGCGGGCGGAUGCGGCCCAACGGGCACACGUACACGCUCAUGCUCGGCAUCCUCGGCAGGGCGGGCAUGGUGGAGGAGGCGGAGGUGCUGUUCGCGCGGUUCCGCGCGGCGGCGUUCCGCGACAAGGUGCACGGCUUCAACGCCAUGCUGCACGCCUGGCUCUCGCACGGCCACGCGCAACGCGCCUGGGAGCUCUUCCACCUCAUGCAGCAGCAGCAGCAGCAGCAGCAGCAGCAGCAGCAACAAGAAUUGGAAUCCAAAGGCGCUGCCAGCGCGUCAAUCCCCACCGCCGGUCCUGUCGACUCCUCACCCCGCAAGUCCCCCACCCACGUCGCGUCAGAUGCGUCCCCCCCUCCCGUCCCUCCCACUUCCCACUCGUCCUCUGCCCCAUCCGCCGCCCGCGCCACCCCCGACCACUCGUCGCAGCCGUCGCAAGCGCCUGCUGAGCGCAGCGACGGCCGCGGAGACGGCGACGGCGAUGGCGACGGCGACGGCGAUGGGGCGGGUGCGGCGAGGUGGGGUCCGCCGCCGGCGCCGGACGCGGUGACGUACAACACGAUGCUGAGCGCGGGGCUGGCGGGCGCGGGCACGGCGGGCAGGGGGAGGGCCAAGGGGCGGGGGAGAGGCAAAGGCGCGGGCAGCAGGGGGGGAGGGGCGAGCAGCGGCGGAAGCGGCAGCAGCGCAGGGCGGCAGGCGCUGGCGCUGUACGGCGAGAUGAAGGCGCGCGGCGUGCGCCCCACCGCGCGCACGUUCAACAUCCUGGUGUCGCUGCUCGGCCACCACGGCCUCGUCGCCCAGGUGAGCCUCGUCGCCCAGGUGAGCCUCGUCGCCCAGGUGAGCCGCGUCGCCCAGGUGAGCCUCGUCGCCCAGGUGAGCCUCGUCGCCCAGGUGAGCCUCGUCGCCCAGGCGGAGGGGGUGGUGGCGGAGAUGAGGAGGGAGGGGGUGGAGGCGGAUGCGCACACAGUGAGCGCGGUGAUGACCAUGUACACGCGCGCUGACCGCCCUGACGACGCCAUUCGGACGUACGAGAGGGCGGGGGCAGCGGGGGUGCGGGCGUCACGGGCCAUGUUCACGGCGCUCAUGGCGGCACUCACAGCCGCCGGCCGCCCCGCACACGCCGCCGCCGCCUUUGACGCCAUGCUGCAGGCGGGCCUCACUGCUGACGUGGCGGCGUGCGGGGCGCUGCUGAGGGCGCUGGCGGAGGCGGGCGAGGCGGAGCGGGCGGAGGCGGAGCUGCAGGCCAUGCCGGCGCGGCACGGCGUGCACCCCAACGCCAUCGCCUACUCCGCUGUCGUCAUGGCCUACGGCAGGCAGGGCAUGUGGGAGGAGGCGGCACGGGUGUUUGAGGGGAUGCUGAGUGCAGGGUGUGAGGCGGACCUGCAGGCGUUCAACAUUCUCAUGGCGGCCUACGGGCUGCAGGGCCUCUCCCUGCCCGCGGCGCAGCUCUUCCGGCGCCUGCAGGCGCACGGGCUGCGCCCCGACGCCGUCACCUACAACACGCUCAUCCACGCCCUCUCCAAGGCCGGCCUGCCCGGCGCCGCCCUGCGCGCGCUGGAGCACAUGCGGCAGGGCGGGUGCGAGCCGGACCACGUGACGCGGUGCCUGGUGGCGCGCAUCCUGCACGAGGCCGGCCGCCACACCGACGCCGAACACAUGCUGCGCCCGCCCCCCCCACCCCUUGCUGUGCCCUCGCAGCGGUAG